This is a messenger RNA of Cutaneotrichosporon cavernicola, 1779 nucleotides long. RefSeq lists its product as uncharacterized. Bases 1 to 1779 code for a protein of 592 amino acids. Gene Ontology annotation, cellular component: nucleus. Lineage: Eukaryota; Fungi; Basidiomycota; Tremellomycetes; Trichosporonales; Trichosporonaceae. The record is from RefSeq and is a predicted model, not a curated record. The transcript has 2 exons.
AUGUCAGCGCCAGCAGUAGCAAACGGCGCAGCUCCAAACGGACACGCAGGCGGCGUCAAGAGCUCGGCCGCAAAGUCACGUGGUGCUCUCAAGCGUCUCAAGGCCAAGCAGAAGCGUGCCGCAUCCGAAGCGCCUAGCGAGUCAUCAUCAGCUGUCAGCGAUGCCGAGUCUAACUCUGUCCCCGCCACACCCACAUCCACGCUUACUGUCGAAGCGUUCCUCGACUCGGCGCCCGAGUCUGACCCCAACUACUCGCAAUUCGCGACCGUGUUCAGGCACUUCAACGAGGGCGAGGACGGGCUGCCAGUUAUCGAUGCGGGGCCAAAAAAAGGCGAGGUAUACUGGUCGGACGAGGAGGAGGAUGAUGAGGAGGCAGUCGCACGCGCCAAGGAUCGCGCGAUGAAGGAUGCUGGCAUGACACGGCGUGAGCGACGGAACGCGUCCAAGCUGUCUGUCGCUGAGCUCAAGCAGCUCGUUGACCGACCAGAGGUUGUCGAGUGGUUUGAUCGCGACGCACGUGACCCUCGUCUCCUCGUUACGCUCAAGAGUUACCGCAACAGUGUGCCAAUCCCGAGCCACUGGAACGCCAAGCGCGACUACCUCGCGGGACGGCGUGGAAUGGAGAAGACGCCAUUCAACCUCCCCCAAUGGAUUGCAGACACCGGUAUUGGGGAACAGCGCGACGCCGUCAAGUCCAAGGAGAGUGCGCAGAGCUUGGCGCAAAAGACGCGCGAGCGCGUCCAGCCCAAGAUGGGCAAGAUCGACAUCGACUACCAGAAGUUGCACGACGCAUUCUUCAAGUUCCAGGGCAAACCAGCAAUGUCCAAGUUUGGCGAGGCGUACUACGAGGGCAAGGAGAUGACGUCGGACCUGCGCACGAAGAAGCCCGGAGACCUCAGCGACGAGCUCAUUGACGCACUGAGCAUCCCCCCCAACGCGCCGCCGCCUUGGCUCAUUGCCAUGCAGCGUUUCGGCCCUCCUCCUUCGUAUCCCAACCUGCGCAUCCGUGGAUUAAAUGCGCCAAUCCCUGCCGGCGCUCAGUGGGGAUUCCAUCCAGGUGGAUGGGGCAAGCCGCCGAUGGACGAGUACAACCGCCCGUUGUACGGCGACGUGUUUGGCGUUGUGCAGGGUGCCGAGAUCGAGCACCAGAACGCUGUGAACCGCGAGCGCUGGGGCGAGAUCGAGCACGUCGAGGCUGAGGAGAGCGACGAGGAGGAGGAAGAGGAGGAGGAGGAGGAGGAGGCCGAGAGUGAGGACGAGGACGAGGACGGCGAGCCUUCCGGUGGUCUCGAGACGCCUUCUGGUCUCGCCACACCAAGCGGGUACAAUUCAGUCACCUCUACCGUUCCCGGCGGCCUUGAGACGCCAGACUUUGUGGACCUGCGCAAGCGGCGCGAGCGUCCCGAGACCGAGGACCGACCCAGCGGACCACGCGAGCUGUACACGGUCAUUCCGGAACGUGAGAGCAGCGUGAAAGGCUUCAUGGGCUCGAGCACGGCGUACGACCUUUCUGCAGCGGCGCCCGUACUUGGCGAGGACCGGGGAACGAAGCGCAAGAGCGGUGACGUGGAAGUGUCCCUCGACGGCGACGAGGACCUCACCCCUGCCCAACUCAAGGCGAAAUACGAUGCUGCGCGGGCAGAGACUAGCCGCGUACAUGUGCCUGGUGCGAAUGUCGACCGGUCCGAGUUUGACGACAUUGUGUCGAGCGAGACGAAGAAGCGCGCGCGCAAGGAGGAGAAGCGCGGGAAGGAGAAGACGGAGAAGUUCAAAUUCUAG